Daphnia carinata is the source of this 5232-nucleotide messenger RNA. RefSeq names its product trithorax group protein osa-like. Lineage: Eukaryota; Metazoa; Arthropoda; Branchiopoda; Diplostraca; Daphniidae. The coding region runs from base 344 to 2743 and encodes 799 amino acids. The transcript has 10 exons. The record is from RefSeq and is a predicted model, not a curated record. Gene Ontology annotation, molecular function: DNA binding. Gene Ontology annotation, cellular component: nucleus. Gene Ontology annotation, biological process: regulation of transcription by RNA polymerase II.
GUUGAUCUCGGAGAGACAAGACCGCGCUUUUUUUUUGACCGUUGUUUUUUUUUCGGUUCUUUUUUUUCCCCUCCCUUUCACCUUAACGUGCGUGUGUGUGUGUGUUGGUGUCUUCAGCGUGGCGAACGGAUUUUGACAGUGCUUCUUUUUUUUUUGCCCACAAUUGUGUGUGUGUUAACGAAAAAAAAAAAAAAAAAAAAAACGAAACGAAAAGGGAGAACUUGUUGUUAUUCUUCUUACCAUUAUUAUUUCGGGGGGCGAUUUUCGGUACAUUGAUUACCGGAAAUUACUUGAACCAGUGUCGUCGGGGGAUUGAAAUCAGGAGAAACGAGAAGAUUGAUUGAUGCUUUUGUCACCCGGCUCCGCUGAGAAAGUGUCCAAAAUUCGCGUCAAAAACCGAGAACCCGUGCCCUCCUAUCGGAUGGAUCGCAACGACGAUGAAAUCGAUGCGAUGAUGUCGGACGGGGAGGGCGAUUCGAGUGACAACUUGGAUCGUGACGAUUCGAGCGACGACGGAGAUCUGGACGACGGCGUUGGCAACGAUCAGCUGAAGCGACAGGACGGCGGUGAUAUGGACCAGGAAUUGCAGGUUCACCAGGCGCUCCUGCGCCAAGCCGAAGCGGCCGCUCACAUGCAGACGCUGAUGCAGUCGCAGCUGGGCCUGUCGGGUUUCCCCAAUUUGUCCAACUUUCCAGGCCUACCGGGUAUGGCCGGUCUGGGUGGUCUCCAUCCCGAUUUACAAGCUCAGCUUCAAGCUCACAUUCAAGCUCUUAGCGGAGGAGGAGGAGGAGGCGGCGGUGGUGGCAACGGACAGGCCGGUCAGCAAGGCACGGGCAACGGAACGAGCAACGGACACGGAAGCAGCAGCGGAAACGAGAGCCAAUCUCCGCCGGCCGGCAUGGGUCCGCCCAAGACUUCAUCGCCGCUCAACAACGCAUCGCAAAACAGUUUGCUGAGCUUGGCCAAUUCGAGCCAUCACAGCAUGACGACGCCGGCCUCUUCGCCGUACAACAAGCAGCGUCAUCAUUCGAACAAUGCCAUUAGCCCGCGCGGCAACGGCAACGGCCAACAGCAUCAGCACCACAACAGCAAAGAUUCGAAAGACGACGAUCAGGACUCUAUGGACGGCUCGACGUCGCCGUCGCCACCCGCUUCCAUGCUGGCCAGCAUCGCCGCGGCCGCUUCUGCUCUUCGUUCGCCGUCCGGUGGACUCUUGCCGCCUUCGUCGGCCGCCACUCAUCCAUACCUGGCUUCGGCCUUCUCCAACGCUCUUGGCGGACUCUCAGCCCUGACGAGCGGACUUUCGGUCGGCGGUGGUAACGGCAACGGAGCUCACGGAUCGGCCGGUGGCCAGCACCCACCUUUGACCCCGUCGCCUUCUUCUGACUCGCCACAACAGACGGACGCUCCCCGGGCGCCCAAUUCUUCCCAGCAAUCUUGGACUUUUGAGGAGCAAUUCAAACAAUUGUACGAGCUGAACGACGAUGCCGGACGCAAGGCUUUCCUCGACGAACUCUUUGACUUUAUGCAGAAGAGAGGCACGCCAAUUACUCGUUUGCCUAUCAUGGCUAAACAGGUGUUGGAUUUGUACGAGUUGUACAACCUGGUGGUGGCUCGCGGUGGACUCGUCGACGUCAUCAACAAGAAACUGUGGCAAGAAAUCAUCAAAGGCCUACACCUGCCGUCGUCCAUCACAUCUGCCGCUUUUACCCUGCGCACUCAGUACAUGAAGUAUUUGUAUCCGUACGAAUGCGAGAAGGAAAAAUACAGUUCGCCAAACGAACUGCAAGCCGCUAUUGACGGAAAUCGGCGAGAGGGACGUCGAUCCAGUUACGGCGCCUACGCCGAUUUGGUUCCUCGCGGUAACGGCGGAGGCGGCGGAUCGAACGGAGGUGGCGGCGGCGGAGGAAACGUCUCUGGAGCCGCCCAGCACGCCGCCUCUCUCAGCGCUCUCGCUUCACACAUGUCGCAUAUGUCGCCGCUGAGUCUCGUCUCGCGCCCGUCAGCCCUCAACGGAAACGGCCACCAUCAUCGACCAGGAUCGGAUUCGCCGCCCAGUCAAUCGCCCCACGAAGCUCUGGCCGAGUUGAACAUGUCACGCAUCCACCUGUGGAAUAUCUACAACAGCUUGGGCGGUGACGUCGGAGGAGACAUGGCCGCCGCUAUGGCCGCCGCCUCGCGCUUCCUUCCACAGACAGCCGCUACUGCCGGCACGGGAUCUUCGGGAUCACAGCCGCCUCAAACGGAGGCUCUCAACCUGGCUGCGGAACAACACGCUGCCGCCCAAGCAGCCGCCGCCGCUGCUGCCGCCCGUGCCCUCGAGCUCAACAAAGAGAACAAGGACAAGGAUCGCGAAUCGAGCGGACAGAAAAGCCGACGCGAGCGGAAGGAGGAAGAGCGCGAGAAACGGGAUCGUGAUCGCAGCUACGAACUACACGAAGAUCGCUCCCAGUCGUCGAUUCGCAUUAAAGAGGAAUCGCUCAUGCAAGAUGGUCCGCCGGCCAGCAAGCGCCUCCUUCUCGACGACGAUGUCAGUCUCAACAUGCGAAUGACGCCCAUUGGACUGCCCGGAGCCAACAUUAAAAUUACCAGCAGAGGCGACACGCGCACAAAUGACAAUUCUCUAGUGGUCAGUAUGGAGAUCAACGGCAUCGUUUACCAAGGUGUUCUGUUCGCCCAAGCGGCCGCUGCCGCUGCUGCCGCCACUGCUGCCUUGACACCUGCGCGAGGUCGAUUAGCCUAGAUGGCCUUCCAUCACACGCAUCCAUCUUCAGCCUUCACCAAGCGUUUAUCUCUCGCUCUUUUUCUCUCUUUCAUAUCGACACAUAUUUUUUUGCCUUCUUUUUCUUCUUCUUCCGUGUCGUUUUUUUUUCUUUUUUCAACAGUCUGUCUCAAAAUCGCGUCUGUCUCAAUUCACAUAAAUCCCAGAUUUUGACCGGAAUCCAUUGCCCAAGACGAAUGAUCAACAUUUAUUUGCCAGGAACCUCUGGUAACGUUUUUCUUUUGUUUUUGUUUUUUCUCUCUUUCGCCCAGCCAUUUGCCUACCCCUCCUCCCACCUCAGUUGCGUCACAUUUUGGUUUGUCGUUCAGCGAUUUCAUUUUUUUUUUUUUUUUUUUUAAUUUCAAAACUGGAGCAAAGAGUCAGUUAUUUCACAAGACGAGUGUAGUAGAUCUGUUGGGUAUUCAAUUUUUCUUUUUCUUUUCGUUUCUUUCGUCGCCAUACAAGUUGGGUAUGAUAAUCAAGUCGAAUGACGAAAUGGCAUUCAUCGUUUCGAACAAGACGGAAAAACGUUACCCACCUCCCUCCUCCGACACGAUUCAUACUAGUUGCAGAUGACGACCGCGAUGAUGAUGAUGAUGAUAAUGAUGUCUCAUCAUCAUUAUUUGCCCUUGUCUCCAAAAACAAAACAAAAAAUGAAAAAAAAAAAAAAAAAUGAAACAAAGGGAGGAUGAAAAAAAAAAUCAUGAAUUUCUAUUUUUGUUUUGGGUAUUCUUUUCUUAUUUCUCUUCGUGUCUCGUAUGUAGAAUGUCAAUUUAUAAAAACCCGUACAUGGCGACAAAUAUCACAAGUUGCGCAUCAUCACUGUCGAAUGGAAUCGCCCAUUGUCUUUAGCGUGUUCGUUUAUUAUUCGUUUUCACCGUUUAUGUAGCAUCAGAGCAGAUCGAACAAAGAGGGCCGUAGCUAAGGGCUCUAAAGUGCAAUGUUUUAAGAAGAAGAAAAAAAUCAAAAUAGAUUGAGUGUGUAUGGAGAUUGUUCCAGCCGCCCCCCCCCCUUUUUUUUUUCUUAGUUUUAGUGUUUCCUUGAAUCCGCAUCACUUUCUCUAUCUCUUCUGCCACCACCUUAUUCUUCGUUGAAAAUGACGAGUGGAACGGUUGAUUCAAAAGACAAAAGUAUACAAGAAUGAAAAUAUGAAUGGAAUCGAUAUUUCUAUUAAGGUCGUAGAUCUCAGGGACUGACUUUUUUUUCAUUUUUUUUUUUUUCAUUACAAACCUUUGGGUUAAAAAAAAAUUAUGUGAGUAAUAAAAAAAAAACAAUCAGAAAUCAACUAAAAACAGACUAUCUAUGAAUAAAUGAUAGUGUGUGAAGAGGGCGAAUCUACGAUUGUGCGUUACCCUCAACGUUUAUAUAUUUUUUUUUUUUUUUUGCGGAAUCCGGAUUUCCCGCGGAAGGAGAGCGCGUAUUUGUAAACAAAACUCCGCCUCCCUCACCACAAAAACUCUUUUUCUCCUUGUUCUCUCUCUAUUGCGGCCGGAAGCAUAUCCCUCACUACCCAAAGCUCUCCAUUUUCUCUAAUGUUUUCCCUUCGUCGAUCGAGUAUAGCAACUUCUUAAAGCAUAUUAGUAUAUUUUUUUUUAUUUUUUUUUCCUUUUGUUGUUGCUGGAUUCGUUAUCUAUAGUGUCUCUUUCUGUUUAUGUUUUGCUGUCUUCACAGUGUUCCCAUUUAGAGCGAAGUAGCUCAUUCGUCAAUUAUUUGUCAUGAUCUUUUCCUUUUUUUUUUUUUUUUUUUUUUCUUAACUGUGUGCUGCGGUUUAUUAUUAUUUUUUCUUUCGGGAAACGACGUACUUGUCCGUUUUAUUUACAUUUUCCACCCCCCCCCCAUGACCUUUAUUUCAUUUUUGUUGAAUGAAUCUGGCUGGUAUUUUCAGUGACAGCCGAAGUUGUAUGCCUAUAUCUUCCUUCCUCUUCAAUUGAUUAGUAUUAUUAUAAUUAAUUAUUCAUACCCGAAUGAGGCGCCAUUUGUUUUGAAAAUCACGUCUUCGAGUUCUACAUUUUCGAUUACUAAUCAACAACGACUGAAUAGUAUCACACACAAGGGCUGUUUUGGCUGGCCACGAUCAAACGAAAAUCUCCAAGUGCCUUUUUUUUGUCUUUGUUUAUGUUCAGGAUCCAAUUCACAACAGUCUUUGCCAGUUUCUUGUGUGUGAAUUCUAAUCGACCUCUCCCCCUACUUCCCAUCUUUCCCCCUUUAGUUUUACUAUAUUUUUAAUUAGUUUUCGAUGAUUAUGUUCUCUCUCUGUCUCUACAACAUCUGUUCCAGUGCGUAUGUGCGUGUGUCCGUUUGUGUAUGAAUGUGUGUAUGGCGAAAAUGUUAAAGCGUAUCUGAAUUCUGGCUUCUACUGUUUGUUCAGUUUUCCCUUUUUUUUUCCCCACCGUCAAUCACGUAUCUUAUAGGUUAUUUCUACUCUCCAAGUGUGUAUAAUAAUACAACAGAAAAAACGUUUUAAAAAUGAA